AUGUCGGCAGAAUGGAAAGUGGAUCCAGACAACCGCAGAAGGCUUUUGAAGCUACAGAAAUUGGGCGGAAACAAGAAAUGCGUUGAUUGCAGCGCACCAAACCCGCAAUGGGCUUCUCCCAAAUUUGGCAUUUUCCUGUGUUUGGAGUGUGCAGGCAUUCACAGAGGAUUGGGAGUGCACAUUUCGUUUGUGAGAUCGAUUACAAUGGAUCAGUUCAAACCAGAAGAGCUCGAAAGAAUGGAGAAGGGCGGGAACGAACCUUUCACCGAGUAUCUAACCAGCCACGGGGUCGAUAUCAAAUUGCCCCCCAAAAGCAAAUACGACAACCCGAUAGCAGCAGAUUACAAGGAGAAGUUGACCAGUGUCGUCGAGGGCACCGAAUGGGUCGAACCAGACCGGUCUGGAUUCGACGCGUCGAAGUUGGGCGAGGGCUCUGACGCAUCGACGACAAGUGUGUCCAAUUCGACGUCGCAACCGGGACGUUCCCAAGGCGCUACGCCUCUCGGCUCGCGACGCGGUACGCCACAACUUGCUGAUAACCAGCGAGAGAAAAAUGAGGCCUACUUUGCAGAAUUGGGCAGGAAAAACAUGACCAAAUCGGAUGCGUUACCACCGUCACAAGGGGGUAAGUACCAAGGAUUUGGUAACACACCGGCGAAUCCGCAACAGCCCGGAAACGGUGCAGCGAAUCCAUCUGGAACGCUUUCGCUAGAAAACUUUCAAAAAGAUCCUAUGGGCACUUUUUCUAAAGGUUGGAAUUUGUUUUCCAGUGCCAUUUCCAAGAACCUUGAGGACGUAAACGAGGGUGUCAUCAAGCCUGGAAUGCAACAGAUGCAAUCGCGUGACUAUUCAGAGGAAGCCAGAAGAGCGGCGACUCAAUUCGGACAGAGAUUCCAAGAAACUUCUAACUACGGCUACCGUGCGUGGUCUAAUUUCACUAAGGGAUUGCAAGAACAGUAUGACCAAGGUUCACAGUCGGCGGGCGCGGAUUCUAAGUACAGUAAGCUGUUUGACGGUUUUGACGCUCCUACGCCUGAACACGCUGCUUCUGAACCCACAUUGAACAAUAAACCUCACAACGAGUCUAAAGAUGAUGAAUGGGAACAGUUUUGA
Lachancea mirantina is the source of this 1113-nucleotide messenger RNA. The record is from the annotation of a GenBank genome assembly. Lineage: Eukaryota; Fungi; Ascomycota; Saccharomycetes; Saccharomycetales; Saccharomycetaceae.